AUGUCGACACUCAUGAUGACCGCCAAUAAUCAAAACCACCACUCUCAAGAUGGUACAGCAUCGCUCCAACAAGCCUUCAACAACAUGCAACCCUUCGGAACCAAUCAACAACAAGAAUUUGAUGCCAAUGAAAUCAUCAAACAAGCCAUGGAAAAGUGUAAUCGACUCUUCAUGGAUAUGGAAAACUUUGAACAAAAUUUACGGGCAUGGUCCAAUAACAAGAUGAAUGGUUUUCAAAAGGCCGUGAGUGCACAAACGCAAAUGUUUCAAAAUUGUCAAAAUACGAUUCAAAACUUGCGAGGUAAAAUUGAGAAGGCCAAUGAAAAGAGACAAGUCGUGGAAGAGAAUUUGAAACAAAAUUAUGAAAUUGUGGGACAAUUGGAACAACAGUUGGAAGAACGAACUCAAUACAAUGAAGAAUUACCUGAGAUUUUGAAAAAUCGAUUAGCAGAAUUGGAACGAUACAAACAAGCAGCCGAACAACAGCAAGAGAAGAAUAGAAACCUCAAAAAACUCUAUGACGAACACAGUGAAUUGUUGGCCAUGAGGUUACAAAAUUCGUACUUUAGCGAAAAUCUUGGAAUAUUCUUUGAGAGAUGUGAACGCAAUGGUGUUCCUAGUUUGAUUGUUUCGUUCAAAAUUCAAGGUAUGGAACGACUUGGCCUCGAACAGUGUUACUUUGUUUUGAGCGUGACUGACGGUAUUUAUUCAGUGCAAGAAUGUGCUCCAUCGGUACCGAGUGAUGACCUCAUCGAUACGUUGAAUCAAACCAAUCAAUUUGGACGAUUUAUUGUGUGCUUUAGAAAACGUUUCAAGACCUACAUUGUUUCGAAACAUAACCAUCAUUAA
This is a messenger RNA of Naegleria lovaniensis, 849 nucleotides long. RefSeq lists its product as uncharacterized. NCBI's taxonomy places the organism in Eukaryota, Heterolobosea, Eutetramitea, Acrasida, Naegleriidae. Gene Ontology annotation, biological process: chromosome segregation. The transcript has a single exon. The record is from RefSeq and is a predicted model, not a curated record. The coding region runs from base 1 to 849 and encodes 282 amino acids. Gene Ontology annotation, cellular component: Ndc80 complex.